UGUGUAUACUACUACUAUGGAGAGAGUUGAGUUAAAAGGUAAUGAUAUUCAUUACGGACAUUAUUUCCCAGUUGAAUAUAAUUAUUGUGAACGAUAUCGAACAUGGUUAGAAAGCAUUAGUGAUAAGACAUUAAUUAAAAUAGCUUCAUCAUAUCCAAAUUUAAAAUAUCUUAAUUUAUGGGAUAAUCGAAUGAUAACUGAUGAAGGACUAUGUCAAAUUGCACAAUCAUGCAAUAAAUUGGAAUAUUUAAAUAUUUCUUAUUGUAAUGGUAUUACUGACAAAUCAUUAAUAAAAAUUACAAAGUUGUGCCAUAAUUUGAAAGAAUUUUAUUUUAAUGAAGUGUAUUGGAUUACUGAUAGAACUGUAAAUAUACAGAGUAGUCGUGGAAAAAUCAAAGAUGCUAGUAUAUUACUACAAACGCACCUCAAAUUAGAAUACUUUGAUUUUGCCCAUGUUAUGGCUUUUCGAAAUAAUUUCCUUAUUGUAGCUAUUAUCGGAUCUUUUCCAAAUUUAAAACAUUUUGAUAUUUCUGGUAAUGAUAUCAGAGAUGAGGUUGUUGAAGCAGUAGCUAGUACAUGCUAUGAAUUGGAAUAUCUUGAUCUUGAAGGGUGUAGAUUCAUUACCGAAUCAUCAGUAUGUAAUAUUAUUCGAUCAUGUCCCAAACUUCAGCAUCUUGAACUUGGAUUUUGUAAAAUUUCCAAUAAAACCAUUAAAGAAAUAGCCUGUUCAUGUCCUAAUUUAAAAUAUCUUGAUUUGGAUGGCUGUGAAAAAAAUGUUAGUAAGAAAGUUGUAAAACGACUUAAUCUGACAGAGGGUGAAAACACAUCUAAUGAACAGAAUCUAGAAGAGAAUCCUAUGAGCUCAUAUUUGCCUCCACCUAAUCCAAUCUUUACUGGUAUAUUUGAUGAAAUACUCAUAGAAAAAUCUAACUCUAAAACACCUAACUAUAUUUUACUGGGUAAUAAUUGGUUUUAUGAUAGAAAGUAUAAUAACUAUGAACUUCAAACAUACAUAUCUGAAAUUGUAAUUGACACAAAGGAUGCUUUUGUAAGAACAACUCUGCAUAUUAAAGAUCUCAACGGAUCUGAAGUAUCAAAAGCUGAAAAAAGCCAAGAGUUAUAA
This is a messenger RNA of Racocetra fulgida, 1123 nucleotides long. NCBI's taxonomy places the organism in Eukaryota, Fungi, Glomeromycota, Glomeromycetes, Diversisporales, Gigasporaceae. The record is from the annotation of a GenBank genome assembly.